CCACCUAUGUUAUAGAGGCAGAGUUCGAAUCCUAUGUUUUAGCAGCGGGACCGCGCAACGAUAAUAUAAUAAAUCAAGAUAAAUGUGGAAGUUAAAAGGUUAAUAAACCACGUGGUUCAUCAUGUGAUAAAGUCACGCGAUGUAAACUUCAGCCCGAGGUUCAAGUGCUGUUCACUGCAGCAGAUCACGAGAUUCAUCUAUUGUAUAAAAACACAGCAUUACACAAUUAAACCUUUACUUGAUCAGAGUUCUGGCAAAAGAAUAACCACCACUGGAAUCACAAUGAAGUUGCUGAUCCUCACACUGUGUAUUGCAGCAACCUUAGCUGUCAAUACUGAUCUAGACCAGGAAUGGGGGCUAUGGAAGGAUAGUAACCAGAAACUUUACGACGCGGAUGAGGAAGUAUUCCGUAGAUUCGUAUGGGAGUACAACUACAAAGUGGUUAAUGAACACAACACUAGAUAUGCAUUGGGUCAUACGUCAUACACCAUGGCGAUGAACAGCUUAGCAGACUUGACACACACCGAGUUCAAGAAACGAAUGAACAAUUACAUUAUGCCGAAUACAACGUAUAAACGCGUUGACAGCUUCGUGGAUACAUCCAGCCUUCCAGCAACAGUCGAUUGGCGUCCCAAGGGGUAUGUCACCCCAGUCAAAAAUCAGUUACAAUGUGGUUCAUGCUGGGCAUUCAGUGCAACUGGAUCGCUCGAGGGUCAAACCUUCAACAAGACCGGCAAACUACCAAGCCUCAGCGAGCAGAACCUCGUCGACUGUGCGUCUGCUUCCAAAUACAGCUGCAGUGGAUGCGAGGGUGGUCAAAUGUCCGGUGCUUUCAUGUACGUACAUGAUAACAAUGGAAUCGACUCCGAAGAAUCCUACCCAUAUCAAGCAAAGGAUAAGAAGUGCCGAUUCAAACGAGCCCACGUUGCAGGUACUGUCAAAUCCUACGUCUCUGUUCCUUCCAUGGACGAGAAGGCACUCCAGAAGGAUGUAGCUACUGUUGGACCAAUCAGCGUAGCUAUCGAUGCUAGCCACCAAUCCUUCCAGCUCUACCACUCAGGAGUUUACGACGAGCCCCAAUGCAGUCAGACCCAGUUAGACCACGGUGUAUUAGCAGUCGGAUACGGCACUGAGGACAGUCAGGAUUACUGGCUUGUGAAGAACAGUUGGGGUACUAACUGGGGAAUGAAAGGUUUCAUCAUGAUGUCACGUAAUGUUCAGAAUCAAUGCGGUAUUGCAACUGAUGCCAGUUAUCCCAUUGUCUAAUAAGUUACGUCUUCAAAUCAACUAUAACAAGAAAUGUCUUUCUCCAUAAGACGAUCAGAUCAUACUGAUCGAAACGUCGAGUUGAAACCAAGGGUUCUUUUUUAGAACCACCCCAACUCAUUAGAGAUAGUCAUUACAUGGUGUUACCGCAAACCUUUCCAUAUCGUAUUUCCACCAUGCAAAGUUUCGAAUUCUGCUUAAGCCAUUGCAGAGCCAUCGGUCAGUCCACGGGCUUUCAACAUAAUCUGGUGAAAAACGGGUACGUUAGAUAAGCUUCCCUGUGUCGACCCCGCGGUGCUCACUCGGGUGAGCCCCUAGACCUUUUCGCAAAAUACCGGGGCG
Messenger RNA from Asterias rubens (European starfish), 1608 nucleotides. Its product is annotated as cathepsin L1-like. The coding region runs from base 283 to 1266 and encodes 327 amino acids. Lineage: Eukaryota; Metazoa; Echinodermata; Asteroidea; Forcipulatida; Asteriidae. The transcript is spliced from 7 exons. The record is from RefSeq and is a predicted model, not a curated record. Gene Ontology annotation, molecular function: cysteine-type endopeptidase activity. Gene Ontology annotation, cellular component: lysosome.